Trachymyrmex cornetzi is the source of this 967-nucleotide messenger RNA. Its product is annotated as beta-1-syntrophin-like. The transcript has 4 exons. Gene Ontology annotation, molecular function: structural molecule activity. Lineage: Eukaryota; Metazoa; Arthropoda; Insecta; Hymenoptera; Formicidae. The record is from RefSeq and is a predicted model, not a curated record. Bases 1 to 639 code for a protein of 212 amino acids. Gene Ontology annotation, cellular component: intracellular anatomical structure; dystrophin-associated glycoprotein complex.
AUGGAUGCGGAAUAUAGAAGGAAGAGUGUAGGAAUAGUGGGUAGAAAUUCAGAAUUAGGACACGAUAUCUUCGUGAGCAGUGAGAAACAUCGAGAGCUCGCUAGAUCCCUGAAACUGGUCUCCUCUCCAACGCGACAGAAUGAAGCAGCGAGUAGCAGUAGCGGUUCGACUCAACACGGAGCGACGUUCGCGGUCCGGGUUGGCACGAUGGACGGGGUAGUCACGCAUCAUUUACGAGCUGAAACACGAAGAGAUCUGGCGGCUUGGGCGCGGGCGAUUGUUCAAGGAUGUCACACGGCUGCUCAUUCCUUGCGAGAAUACACUGUUCGUUGCACAUGGCAAGGUAAGGCCUGUCAGUUGGUUGUCAACCAUGAAGAAGGUUUCGCGCUUUACUCCGCAGGAACGCGGGGUACUGCCGGGAACGGCGUAAGUCCUGGAUCACCACCCACGCCACUCUGGAGAAGAUCCUUCGACAAAUUGAAAAUGUCCGCGGACGACGGCGCCCGUCUUCUGUGGCUCGAUUUUGGAGGCGAAGAUGGCGAAAUUGAGCUAGAUUUGGAAAGUUGUCCAAAACCAAUCGUGUUCGUCCUGCACAACUUCCUUUCGGCGAAGAUUCAUCGGCUUGGUCUGAGUGCAUAGGGGCACGAGGGGGCCCUCACAGAGGCCCCCGACUUGCCCCCUCACACUACGAGGUCUGUUACCAGCGUCUUUCUUCACUGAACUCGAAAAUAAUCACAGUGAAAUGGAGAAAAUUAAUUUUUUUCUUCGAGAAUUCGAAGUAACAAAUAACAGAACCGAGACUUGAUCAGAAACAUCCUAAUGGAUAAGAAAUGUGAGGACUAUAAUCUUUGUCAAAGAUUUCGCAUCGCGUGCAGCAUCCUAUUCUAGUUGCGAAGCUUUGAAAUGUGGAAGAAAAAGAGAUUCGAAGUGAAACAGUAAUAGUGUAACAGUUUAGGAAUGAGUGAGA